This is a messenger RNA of Penicillium mononematosum, 1305 nucleotides long. Its product is annotated as putative Rad51 family DNA repair protein. Gene Ontology annotation, cellular component: replication fork; centrosome; Rad51B-Rad51C-Rad51D-XRCC2 complex. The record is from RefSeq and is a predicted model, not a curated record. The transcript is spliced from 3 exons. Bases 1 to 1305 code for a protein of 434 amino acids. Gene Ontology annotation, molecular function: four-way junction DNA binding. Gene Ontology annotation, biological process: DNA strand invasion; double-strand break repair via homologous recombination. Lineage: Eukaryota; Fungi; Ascomycota; Eurotiomycetes; Eurotiales; Aspergillaceae.
AUGGCAGCCAAUCUCGGGGAGAGAUCGCUAGCCGAUGUACACCAAGAGGGACUAGAUGAGAUACUCGCUGGAUUGGCCCAUCUUUAUCCUGGUCACUCAAGCCAUGACACACAUUCAUUAGGCGUGCCCCUUCUAGACACUUUGCUUGAAGUCUUUACGCCGAAAGCACCUGCUGUGGGUGCCGUGAACGAUGGACAGCCUCAACCGCUAAGUGAGUCUGUAGAAAAGCAGACCAUUGAAGACGAGGAAAUGCUGCUGCGCAAUGAAUUCCCGGCUGGUCAGGUUUAUAGGCCGGAUGAAAUACACACAGCGCAGAACAUUGACCCAUCUGCCGAUGUGUUGUUCUCAGAGUCAGACGGUAGUAAGAAACGACAAGUUCCUAUCGUGGAGAUCUCAAGCAGCCUAUCAGCUUCGGGGAAGUCACAGCUAUUGUACUAUCUCACAGCGCUCGCUAUCUUACCACGAAAAUGCGGGGACAUCUCUGUCAGUGGCCAAGAGGCAGCUGUGGUGUUCAUAGAUACCGACGACCGAUUCGAUGCCGAGAGACUAAGAACCGUGGCUCGAGAUAUCGUUCAGCAGCAGCGAGGACUAUCUGAAUCGCGCCUUGGGGUGCAAGCCGAACCAGGAGGAAUGCCAGAUCACCAACUUGAAUCAUUGCUCGUCUCUUCACUACAGCAUGUCCAUGUGUUUCGUCCGCAGUCUUCAUCCGCUCUGUUGGCCACAGUCCACACGCUAGACUCGUACCUUUUCGAUCUCUCGCGGCAUCGUUCCGCAUCACGUCCCUUACAAAUGGUCGCCAUCGACAGUGCCACCGCGUUCUUCUGGCAAGACCGGCUGCGUGACGAAGUCGCUCGGACCGAAGAAAUUGGGCGCCCUCAGGUAGAAAUUGAUUCCGAGCGCGAGCAGAAAAAGAGAGUCAGUUUCAGUGUGCAGUUGUGUAUACCGCAACGGUCUCAGGGGGGUCGAGCUUCUGGCCCUGGUCAGUACGACCAGCCCCAAGCUCGUGUUCCAUCCCUGAGACCUGCUCUCCCUGCACCCUGGGGCACUUUUCCAACAUUGCGUCUGAUUGUCCACCGGUCUUCUGUGCGCCCCUUUCCACUGAGCAUGGCCGCUCACACAGCCGUGAAAGAUGCUCCCUCACGACAGAGCGUGGUUCAGCAAGGGAAGAUAUCGGCAUGGGUCAAUCCGUGGGGACGUGAUGAAUGGCCUCGUCGCAUAGUGGAAGCACUAGAGGCGAACAAUGGUGGGAGCUUUUCGUUUUACACGCGGGACUCUGGGGUUGAGAUGACUGAUCCUCAUCAUUGA